CAGUCUAUGUAACAUCACCACCCAUUCCGCCACCUGUACCAUAGCCCUGCGUCUGUACAUAUAGCACCUCCUCCGACACCCCGCCAACCCUCAUGCGGUCGAUCACGAGCACCGGCUGGACUGCGUCUCCCUCUCGGCCAUGUCGUCUGUCUUCUCGCCAGACAGUCCCAAUGCCGGCUCCCCAAGCUCAGCGCGCUCUGCUUUCCCAUUUCCUGCCCAGGAUGGAUCACGACCGGCAUCGAGUAGACUGCGAAGGGGGAGCUCUGUCAGCACUAUGUCCGCGGGCUCCAUAGGCGGCGCGCUAGAUAUUCAGAGUCGAAGGGGCAGCGCUGUUCGAGAAACGUCCCAAAAUGCCAUAUCGACGUUGCUGCAACCGCCUAUAGUGCGCACCGGUCUUCUUCCACAUACAGCGGCCCAAGCAGCCGCGACGGGCUUCAAAGCACCCACGACGAAGGAUAUUCCUCCUGUAACGUUGACAAAUGUGCCUCACGUGCCACCGGAGAACUUUCGUGAAUAUUUAAAUCGCAUCGGGCCACUGUUCGAGAGCUUCCAGAGAGGAAGGGCAGAAGCAGAGCAGCCAGCAUGGUUGAAGAAGGACAAGGAUCUGGAGAAAGCGGAAGCAUUAGAGAGGAGGCUGAGCAGGCAAGAUGGUUCGGCACCCCCCACACCCAUCAUCACGAGGCAGAGCUCUACCGGCGCACUGUCUCCCGUAGAAUCACCAGGCCCUCCUCGAAGGAGGUCAUCAGCACAGUUCAGGCGAAAUCGCAACGAGCCCACACCCUUGUCUACGAUACCGAACGUAUAUUUCGACGAAGACUUUCACCUCGAAAAUCCUAGGACAUUCGAUGUUGUUUCAGAGCGCUCAGAGAUUGUGCGGCCUCCGCCAGGCUCGCAACCGACUCCUGCUGCGAAUGGUGCCGCACAACUGCCUCGAAAGACCCUCGCCAAUAAUGCUAUUCUGCAGGAGAAGCUCAGUUGGUACAUGGAUACCGUCGAGGUGCAUCUCAUUAACAGCAUUAGUACGGCGAGUUCUGGUUUCUUCGCUGCUCUGGGCUCUUUGAAGGAGCUUCAGACGGAAGCAGAGCAAAGCGUAGCCAAGAUUCAGGGAUUGCGCGAGGAUCUCAAGAAGUUGGAUCAAGAGGUUGCGGUCUCUGGGCUGGAGGUCGCGGCAAAGCGGAGGCGGCGAGAGAACGUCCGAAAGCUGAGAAGAGCCACGGCUCAAGUGCAAGACGUGGUGGAGAACGUGAAGAGGGCAGAUGAGCUGGUUGAUCGUGGUGCAUAUGACGAGGCUGCAGAUCAGAUGGAUCGUGUUGGAAGACUAGUAUGCGGACAACAGGAACCCGGGCAAGAGCAGCAGGAGCUCUUGGAUCUGCGUCCGCUGAAAGCACUGCAGGGGCUGGACUCUGGUCUUCAAGAAUUGCAAUUGCGGAUAGGCACCGGUUUUGCACAGCGCUUCACGGCAAUUUUGAUCGACGAUCUACGGCAGCAUGUCCAGAAAGUGCCCAACAGCCAUACUCUGAAACGAUGGUCGCGACAGCGAGGCAUCCCACCCACGUACAUGGAGACGGACGAGAAAUUCCGCAAAGAUCUCUUAUCGGCGUUGACCGGGCUAGCGCGUGUCGGGCAUACCGCACCAGCAAGUUCCAAGUACCGAGACGACGUUAACAAGGAGGUCAAAGCCAUCAUCCGAAGAUUUAUGCCCAGCAGCAGUGACGACGACGCAGACAGCAUGGUUUCGACGUCCACUACAAUGUCAAGAGGCGGAGGGAAGCGCAGUCAGCAGGAGAAGAGUCUUGUCCUUGCUCGUAACUUAAAAGCUCUGGACCCCGAAGACGCAGAGAAGCUAUUGAUCAAUGUAUACACAUCAAUAGGGGAAGCGCUUCGAAGAGUAUCAACUCAGACGAAAAUUCUGCUGGACGUCACAAGCAGCAUGGACGCUCCGGAGGCCAAGUCUCCAAUCUCACCUUCAGGCUCAUCGCAACAGCCCAUUCUGGACGGGAAGCUUGCCAAUGGCACUGCGUCAGAGACUCCAGCCACGGUACAGGAACAGCUGUCACAAGCUCUCGAUAUGUCUAGUCUGCUGGGACAAGCCGUAGACACCGCCCAAUCGCAAAUCACAAGGGUCCUAAAAGUCCGUAAUGAACAGACGAUUCGGUUGCCUAAGGCCUUGUUCCUGCGAUACUUCACGCUGAACCGGCUGUUCGCCGACGAAUGUGAGGCUAUAAGUGGUAGGGGUGGUACUGCAUUGAAAGGCAUCAUCAACGCGCAGAUCUCUGGAUUCGUCCAAGUGCUGGGGACUUCGGAGACUGAACGUAUCGCUAAUGUACUGGACAGCGACAACUGGAAUGCAGAGGACUUUAGUGAUAAGCAGAGCGAGCUUCUGCAGCGGAUACUUGCGUCCAUGACUAAGGAUCCUCCCGAGUGGCUGCAAAGCACAGCGACGAUCUGGGAGGAUUACGCUCCUGCUACAGCGCAGACUAAUGGCAUCAGUGCCGGUGAGUCUGCUUCUGGGACUACGGUGAACGGCACAGCUGCCAUUGCUGGAAAAGCUGCAACCGCAAAGCCAGCCUACAUCGACGAAACACGCUUCAUCCUCGUCUCCAGUGCGUCUUCGCUCCUGGAAAGCAUCGACAUCUUCCUCUCCCUCACCGCUGCUAUCCCUAGCAUGACACAGCAGAUUGCGACGUCGCUUCUGGAAGUGCUUCGAACAUUUAACUCGAGAACGAACCAGCUUAUCCUAGGUGCUGGUGCUACAAAAAUCGCAGGCCUGAAGAACAUCACCACCAAACAUCUUGCGCUCGCAUCUCAGGCUUUGAGCUUCGUAAUUGCUCUCAUACCAUACAUGCGUGAAUGCGUGCGCCGGCAUCUGCCUUCUGGUCAAGGCAGUAUUUUGGCCGACUUCGACAAGACCAAGCGUCUGUAUCAAGAACAUCAGUCAGGCAUACACGACAAGUUGGUGGAUAUCAUGGCUUCUCGAUCUACAUCACACGUCAAAGCCAUGUCCAACAUCGACUUCGAUGCAACUGCUCCUGAAGACAGACCAAAUGCAUAUAUGGAGACUCUGACCAAGGAGACUGCAACGCUGCAUAGGGUGCUCUCGAGACAUCUAUCAGAGAUCGACGUGAGUUUGAUCAUGCGACAGAUCUUUACCGCGUACAAAGAGCAGUGGACAAAGGCCUUCGGUGACGUGGACGUCAGGACUUCGGCGGGUGGGAAGAGGCUUCUUCGAGAUGCAGAAGCUCUCGAGGCACGACUUGGGAAGCUUGAUGGCUUCGAAGCUAUUGGAAAGGAACUCGUUGCUGUGGUAAAAGCUAAAGUCUCUGUUGAGUUCGAUAUGGAGGAGGAGGCGAAGAAAGAAAAGGAGGCAAAGAAGGUACCCGAAGUCUCUGAGAUCAAGACAAAUGGCGAAGCCAAGGCUGAAGAGAAGAAGGCAGAGAACGCCGAUGUAGCUGUUGAGCAGGACAAGAAGUAGUACUUUCUAAGACUCGAUAGUAGAAGACAAUGCAGAAGUGUGCCACUGUGGGUUCCUCUGGGAUCAUUUCACCUCCAGUUCGACGAUCGGAGCAUAGCAGCUGUCGAUUUGCACCACAACACAAUGACCACCAUGAGUCCCAGCAAUACCGGAGAGCGAGAAUCUGAAG
This is a messenger RNA of Cercospora beticola, 3641 nucleotides long. RefSeq names its product Vps54p (gene VPS54). Gene Ontology annotation, biological process: retrograde transport, endosome to Golgi; Golgi to vacuole transport. Gene Ontology annotation, cellular component: GARP complex. Gene Ontology annotation, molecular function: syntaxin binding. The record is from RefSeq and is a predicted model, not a curated record. Lineage: Eukaryota; Fungi; Ascomycota; Dothideomycetes; Mycosphaerellales; Mycosphaerellaceae.